CCUCCAGCUCAUCACACAGCUCCAACCCAAUCCAAAUCCAAGCAAAAUGUUCGCCAAGAUUGUGCUCGCUGCUCUCUGCGUGGCCACCGCCCAGGCUGGUCUUCUGCCCUUCCACGCCGGCCCUGUCCCCCUGGCGGCACCAGUGGCCACUGCUGGCGUGGUGGCUCCCUAUGCCUCCAGCUUCAAUGCCCAUCGCAUCAACCACGCCGUGGCCUACCCCGUGGCUCCAGCGCCAGUGGCCUUUGCUGCUCCAGCUCCCGUGCCAGUGGCUGCUCCUGCUCCCGUGGCAUUUGCUGCUCCUGCUCCUGCCUUCGCUGCCCCG
Messenger RNA from Drosophila subobscura, 322 nucleotides. Its product is annotated as cyclin-dependent kinase inhibitor 1C. The record is from RefSeq and is a predicted model, not a curated record. The annotation marks the transcript as partial. The transcript is spliced from 2 exons. NCBI's taxonomy places the organism in Eukaryota, Metazoa, Arthropoda, Insecta, Diptera, Drosophilidae.